UCUCUCUCUCCCUGUCCCCCUCCUCUCCACUCCACCUCUUUUCUCCGUAUCCUCCUGCAUCCCUUUAUCCUCUCCCAACCCUGUUAUCCUCUCUUACCCCUUUCUCUCCCUGCCUCUCUCUCCUCCCUCGGUAUCACUGUGUCCCUCUCCUCUCCACAAAUUUCCCUCUGGCCGGCUGGUAUCCCAGGAUGCCUUGCUAUAGGCCGCUCCGCUAGGCCCCAGCAGCAUGGGCGAAGCCUGGGUGGGGAGAGAAAGCACGGAUUGGACCCUUCCCCUCAGGACGGGCGCGCUGGCGGGUCACCCUCCCUCAGCUUCAGAUGGGCGAGGACGCUGAGAGUCCCAAAAUCAACCACAGCUUCCUGCGAGACUACGUCACCGAAGCUGAUGUCAUCUCUACAGUGGAGUUUAACCAGACAGGGGACCUGUUGGCCACAGGGGAUAAGGGGGGCCGAGUGGUCAUCUUUCAGAGAGAGACUAAGUCUAAAGGGGAGUCAGAGGAGACAGGGGAGACAGGGGACUCUGGGGAGUAUAACGUCUACAGCACGUUCCAGAGCCAUGAGCCGGACUUCGACUACCUGAAGAGUCUGGAGAUAGAAGAGAAAAUCAACAAAAUCAAAUGGCUGCCACAGCAGAAUGCAGCACACUUCCUCCUCUCCACCAAUGAUAAGACCAUUAAACUGUGGAAGGUGAGUGAGAGAGACAAGAGACCAGAGGGAUACAACCUGAAAGAUGAGGAGGGACGGAUCAAGGACAUCUCUACCGUCACCUCUUUGCAGGUCCCGGUGCUGAAACCCACGGAUCUGAUGGUAGAGGUCCGUCCCAGACGUGUGUUCGCUAAUGGACACACCUACCAUGUCAAUUCCAUCUCAGUCAACAGCGAUGGGGAGACCUACCUGUCUGCUGAUGACCUCCGCAUUAACAUGUGGCACCUGGGCAUCACUGACCGCAGCUUCAACAUUGUGGACAUCAAGCCAGCCAACAUGGAGGACCUGACGGAGGUGAUCACAGCAGCAGAGUUCCACCCUCAGCACUGCCACCUGUUUGUGUACAGCAGCAGCAAGGGCACACUGCGCCUCUGUGACAUGAGAGCCUCCGCGCUCUGUGACAAGCACGCCAAAUUGUUUGAGGAACCUGAGGAUCCAGGGAGCCGGUCCUUCUUCUCAGAGAUCAUUUCCUCCGUGUCAGAUACCAAAUUCAGCCACAGUGGGCGCUACCUGCUGACCAGGGACUACCUCACCGCCAAGGUGUGGGACCUAAACAUGGACAAGGGCCCAGUGGAGACUUACCAGGUCCAUGAGUAUCUGAGGAGUAAACUGUGUUCUCUCUAUGAGAAUGACUGCAUCUUUGACAAGUUUGAGUGUGUUUGGAACAGCUCAGACAGCGUGAUCAUGACGGGGGCGUACAACAGCUUCUUCCGGAUGUUUGACAGGGAGACAGGGCGAGGUGUGACCCUGGAGGCAUGGCGAGAGAGCAGCAAGCCUCGGGCUGUGUUGCGGACGCGACGGGUCUAUACUGGUGGCAAGCGUCGCCGUGGAGACGUGGGCGUAGAUAGCUUGGACUUCACCAAGAAAAUCCUGCACAUGGCCUGGCACCCAGCGGAGAACAUCAUCGCCAUAGCAGCCACCAACAACUUGUAUAUCUUUCAGGAUCGUGUCAACCCCGAGACACAGACACAGUGACACGGAUGGGGACAUAGAUUGUGGCAGAGACAGACGCACACUGCCUUCAUCAAGCUGUCACAAAGACACAAAGGGUGACUCAAAUAUAUUUGGAUGUGUUUCCAGUGGCGUAGGGAGAGGGAUCUGACAGUGUGUAAAUUUCAAGAUAUUUACACACAUCAAUGCUGUUUCGCACACAUAUGGAGACACGCCGUCAGUGUCAUGACAAUAAUGGAUUGGAUGAAAGAUGAGAUCUACAAGAUGGACAAAUAUAUUUGAUUUAACAGUGGCUAUCCUAAAGAGUGUCUCAACACUUAGGUGCACUCUUGACUCUUGCAGUCCGGUAUCCAUCAUGCCAUGCUUUUGGUUCCGCUCUACUCACAUUUUUUGAGGAUGCUUGUAUUGCUGGUCCACAGUAGGGUCAGUAUAGAGAUGCAGGGACACCUCUCCAUCUGUGAUGUCUCAUUGCCCUUGACCACACAAUACUGCAGUCCUCAAUGAUGUGGUUUGGUACCUUUUGGCAUAAAAUGGAGGACAUGUGUUCGGUAGUGAUGAAGAGGGUUUGACCAACACUAUAAAACAUUAAUGCCUGGGAUGACUAUCCUGAGCGGACUGGACAGUGUCUCCACUUGCACAGUGACUUUACCAGACAGUGCAUCUAAAUAUAGCAUUUUUCACAAUUGCAGAGUAUUAGGAGUGGUCUUAUUGUGCAACUCUCCACAACAUCCUGAAGCUUUUUCUCUGUUGGAUGACAACACUAUCUGAACCAUGUUACUAUUUCUCCUUUGGAGCAGUGCUCUUGGAGAAUGCACGCAUAAAUUACCCAUAAUCUUUGCCCUAUUCACCUUGCAAUAAUAGCACUUGCAAAAUAUAGUGCAGGAGUUUCCCUGCUCCAAAACAUGAGCUCCUGUUCAUAAAUGUAUACACACUUCCUGUUAACUGUAAAUACUACAUGAUUUUUUUUUUUUUUUUUUUUUACCUGCACCAGUUUUUGGUUCCAGAGAGUUAAAGGGUAUAAGAUACUCUUUGUCUAGUAUACUGCAAACAAACCUUGGACCUCAUUUAUGGAAGAGUUGUGGACAAGUAUUGCUGGCUUGUGAGUUGUGCACAAACAAACACUUAUUCCUUUAUUGUAUACGUUAGGCCAGUACUGAUUUUUACUCACUGUAUUUAGGCCUCUUACUUUUCUAAAUUGUGCCUACAGGACAUAGAAUGCUAAUUGGGCGGCAUAACAUGUAAGUGUUGAGCCAAAUUGAGAUCGCUUGGUGAUUGAAUGCAAUACAGGCAUAAAUGUGCUUCAUAUGAAAUAAUAUAAAAAUGAACCCGUAUUAUAAGUUAAUUUUACAAUGCACAAGCACAUUUUGUGAAAUUACCUAAUAAUCAAGUCAAAGAUGGAAUCCAAAUCUCUUUUCAUAAAUGAGGCUCCUGAUUCAGCUAAUGAAAUUCAGUGAUUAGGGUUGUGUCCAGUGUCUUGAAGGUGUGGUACAGGGAAUCUUCAGUGCAAUAGCUCAGUAGGAACAUUGCUGCUGACAAUGUCUUUAACAUUAAAACAGUAAUGUCAUGUGAAUUCGUCA
Molecule: messenger RNA, 3232 nt
Organism: Myripristis murdjan (pinecone soldierfish)
Lineage: Eukaryota; Metazoa; Chordata; Actinopteri; Holocentriformes; Holocentridae
Gene: ppp2r2ca
Product: protein phosphatase 2, regulatory subunit B, gamma a
Exons: 9
Coding region: 318-1679 (453 amino acids)
Cellular component (GO): protein phosphatase type 2A complex
Molecular function (GO): protein binding; protein phosphatase regulator activity
Source: RefSeq, a predicted model, not a curated record